GCAGCGUCGCGCCGGCUAGUCCUCCUGAGGAGGCCGCCGCCUGUAAGCGCCAUGGCUGUUGCCUUGCCGGCGGUCACGUUGCCGGCUGUGGUGGAGGAACUUCUAAGCGAGAUGGCCGCGGCAGUGCGGGAGAGCGCGCGAAAGGAUGCUGUGAGACCGCGCUCACCAGAAGCACCGAGCUGGUCUCAAGAUGUGUUCGCAGCGUACUAGUAUCAAGAGGAUACGUGUAAUCAAAAUGCACCGACUGCUUAGAACUACCCACCGGUGUAAAAGUGGCCGUUUAACAAAUAGCAGAUUAGGCCUCAAUACGGCCACUGCUUAUUCGCGUGGAUGGCUCUUGUGUUGAAACGACUGCACUUUGAAAGGGUUUAUCUUGACUUUUAGUGUUUUCAGAGGAUUGAGAAGAGUAAGCCAACUUGUUUUUUCGUUCCAGUUCAAACUAACACAGUAUACGUGCUUGGAAGAUUAGGCCAGCCAGGUGUUCAAACACGUUCUGACCCCAGCGAGGCUGGGGGAAAGCCAGUCUGAUGUGGCUCCCACAGUGAUUGACAGAAGCGGGCCCUGUCCGAGUGGAUUAAUCCGUACACCGUGACAGCCUUGAGGGGUGCCGCUGGUGCUCGUGGCUCAGACCGAGGGACUGCUGCCGUUGAUUGAUGUUUAUUUUCAGCAGAACCGCUUUCUGCUAUUUUAAAGUCUUGGUUGUAGAUAGUGAUACACUGUUCCUGACCCCCAUCCGUCGAUGGUAGUUUUUUUAGAUCAAGAUCCUGAGUUUACACUUGUAUGAGGAGGUAAAGUCUAGUUACAGCUGAGCCAUGUAGGAAGCUAUGAUUCACUUUUCCUUUCCUGCAUAACUUUUUGUUUUCCCUGGAAUUAAUAACUGUCGUGGUUGUGUGUGUUUGCUUGUUUAGUUUUCUACAUAUUUAUCCGUAAUUCAACCUCAAACUCUUUACCAGUGUUGUAGAUCCCUACUCAAGAUGUUCAAGUGAAUGUUUCAUCAAUUUCGUUUUCCUGUAGAAGUCUCUCCUAGAGCCUUCUGAGUUACUCUGAUGAUGGACCAGCUGCUCUCCCCGCUAUCUCCUGAGAUCUCUUCACCAUUAUUAUCCUGGGAAUUUCCUUUGCCUAUGUUGAGCCUUAUGUUGAGUAUAUCCUACAAUUUUCUUUUUAUGAGUUUACUAUCUUAUUUUAUAGAGCUCAUACUCUAGAACCUUCCUGAAGAAGAGGACAUGAGAUGUACUUUUAGAGGCUUUACAUGUUUGGAAAAGUUCUUUUUCUGUUCUCACACUUAAUUGAUAGUUUGGCUAGGUUUUGAAUCAUGUGUUGGAAAUAAUACUUCUUCAGCCAUCUGAAAGCAUUAUUCCAGUACCUUCUAGCUUCUUAAACUUAUUUUAAAAGAGUCUUUCUUAUUUUAGCCCCCCUGCUUCAUCCCUUGCUCCAGAGCUAUCUGGUGCCACCAGUUGCUGAGGGAUUUUUUUUUUUUUUUUUUGGGUGGGAGAGUGGAUUCUGGAAUGUAAUCAGGUUGUUGCUUAGCUCUCACCAUUGCUGGCUUAGGAUUCAAUUUUCUCAGGUCUUGUAAAUUAUUUUCCAGUGUAUCUUAGCUGUUGUGUCUCCCUGUCUUUCUCAUCCUUGGGAGUUUAGGCUUUUUAAAACAAAUCCCUCUACUGUUGUUUAGUGGAAUAUUGGGAAGGAGUAAAAUUAGGUGCACAGGCUCAAUUCACCAUCUUACACAAAAGUCUUUUUAGUUAUAGUCUUUUUAAGAUUUUUAUGUCUGUGGUCACUGGUUUAACAUGAUUAACUUUCUUUCCAUUUCCUGUUUUACAGUUCCUGAUGAACAUCUUUUAUCGCUAAAGUUUGUCUUUGGCUCAUCAGCCGUCCAAGCCUUGGACCUAGUUGAUCGGCAGUCCAUCACCUUAAUCUCAUCGCCCAGUGGGAGGCGUGUUUACCAGGUACUUGGAAGUUCUGGUAAAACAUACACAUGUUUGGCUUCUUGUCAUUAUUGUUCAUGUCCUGCAUUUACCUUCUCCGUGCUACGGAAGAGUGACAGCCUACUGUGCAAGCAUCUCUUGGCAGUUUAUCUUAGUCAGGUUAUGAGGACCUGUCAGCAACUAAGUGUCUCUGACAAGCAAUUGACUGACAUAUUGUUGACCGAGAAGAAAGAAGCAGCAUAGAAGGUACAGAUUGAGCAUCAUUAUCUUUCAAAAUAGAAGUCCCAGCAAGGAACACAUUUAACCUAUCGUGGUUCACAUGGAAGAGAGGUGAAACAGAUCUUCUAGACUUCUUGUUACUGUCCCUUUUCCCUCCUGGACUGCUGUGGGUUGGAACCCAGGAUGUAUACAUAGUUUGAAUCCUUGUACAAGUCUCCUCAUGAAAGAUCUGAACCAACCUCUAAGCCCCUUGGGUAAAAAAUUUCCUAGAUGGAAUCAAGCAUUUUAGACUCAAAGCCUAAUAUCAUGUCUUGUCCACAAUUAGUCAGACUGUUAAGUGACUAAGUACUACUAGUAAUUUUUAGGAGGUUGGAAUGGUAGAGAAAGCUGAGUAAGAUAAAGUUUAGAUGAAUAAGUGUUAGUUCUUUUUCUUGGGUCCAGAAAAUUAUUCCAUAGCAAAAAAGAUCAAAGCAGAGAUGUGGUUAAACAGCAGAGAGUAUAAAAAGACUUAGGGAUUCUGGUUUCAGUGAGCUUCAGAUAUCUGUUGGUGUUGGUGCCAACUUCAGAUAUCUGUGGUCGAGUAGGCUGUGUUGCUGAAAAGUUAAUAUCUAGAACAAAGGAAGUGCUGGUUUUGCUCUGCAUGCAUUUCUGAGCUUUAUAACAAGCCAAGUGAAGGAAGAGACUAAAAAGCAUGUCCUGAGGGAACCUAAGGAUACUACCAGGGAUUUCCAGUCUGAAGAAGAAAAGGCAAAGGGGUACCAAGAGGAGUGUUAGAAGGGAGAAAAAUGGGAGUUGUUUGGACCCCAAGAGGGAAGAAAGGAGCAAUCAUAGAUAAAAAUGAGACAGAUUUCAGCACGGACAAGAAUUUCUUAAUAGGUAAAGCUGAGGAUCCUAGAAGGACAGAAGUUCCCUGUCUCUGUAGGGGUUCAUAAAUCUGCAGUGUCCUUGCAGGGAUCUUACAGAAGGAAUUGAAGCAGUGAACAAACAGAGGAGAUGGAUGAUUUUUACAGCCUAGGAAACCCCAACCCUGUGCCCCUGAAACACGAGGUGCUGGUGAAUGAGCGUGAAAAGGCCGCAGAUGAUGCAGUGUUCUGUGGCUGGCAGAGCCUUUUGUUAUGUUGAGGUGGCAAAUAAAAUCUAUUAAAGGCUUUUCUACUACUUGGGAAA
Molecule: messenger RNA, 3308 nt
Organism: Diceros bicornis minor
Lineage: Eukaryota; Metazoa; Chordata; Mammalia; Perissodactyla; Rhinocerotidae
Gene: ZSWIM7
Product: zinc finger SWIM-type containing 7
Exons: 5
Coding region: 1785-2165 (126 amino acids)
Biological process (GO): double-strand break repair via homologous recombination
Cellular component (GO): Shu complex
Molecular function (GO): zinc ion binding
Source: RefSeq, a predicted model, not a curated record